Messenger RNA from Dama dama (fallow deer), 964 nucleotides. Its product is annotated as mitochondrial fission regulator 1-like. Bases 292 to 831 code for a protein of 179 amino acids. The record is from RefSeq and is a predicted model, not a curated record. The transcript has a single exon. NCBI's taxonomy places the organism in Eukaryota, Metazoa, Chordata, Mammalia, Artiodactyla, Cervidae. Gene Ontology annotation, biological process: aerobic respiration; mitochondrial fission. Gene Ontology annotation, cellular component: mitochondrion.
AGGGCGAGGGAGACUGGGCGGCUCGCUGUGGUAGGAGGGGCUGUGAGAAGUUUUGCGUCAGGAAACCUAAGGACUCAAGACGGCUCCCAGCUUUGGCCAAGCUCACAUGGUGCAUCUGGAAUAGAACCUCUAAGGGUCUGGAUUUGCAGAAGCCAUGGUUGGGAAGAGAAGUCUGGUGUUCCUUAAGAUGGCCUGAUAUGAAGGCGUCACACUCCCUGCCUCCCCAAGCCUCUAGCGCUGCCUGGUUGCUGCCUUAUCCUUCAAGUGCAGGAGCCAGUUGAAACAUCAGGAAUGGAAGCCAAUGUGACCAUCCCAAUCUGGCAAAAUAAGCCGCAUGGCGCUGCUCGAAGUGUAGUGAGAAGAAUUGGCACCAACUUGCCCCUGAAGCCAUGUCCCCGGGCAUCCUUUGAGACCCUGCCCAACAUCUCUGACCUGUGUCUGAGGGAUGUGCCCCCAGUUCCUACCCUGGCUGACAUCGCCUGGAUUGCUGCAGAUGAAGAGGAGACUUAUGCCCGGGUCAGGAGCGAUACACGCCCCCUGAGGCACACCUGGAAGCCCAGCCCUCUGAUCGUCAUGCAGCGCAAUGCCUCAGUGCCCAACCUGCGUGGGUCAGAGGAGAGGCUCCUGGCCCUGAAGAAGCCAGCCCUCCCAGCCCUCAGCCGCACCACCGAGUUGCAGGAUGAGCUGAGCCACCUGCGCACCCAGAUUGCCAAAAUAGUGGCAGCUGACGCAGCCCUGAAUGUUGCAAACCAGAACACAAAGCUACCUGCAGCUCGUCUGAAGAGGAUGACUGCGUCUCUCUGUCCAAGGCCAGCAGCUUUGCAGAUAUGAUGGGUAUCCUAAAGGACUUCCACCGGAUGAAGCAGAGCCAAGAUCUGAGCCGGAGUUCACUGAAGGAGGAAGAUCCUGCUGUUCUUAUCUCUGAGGUUCUAAGGAGGAAGUUUGCUCUGAAGGAAGAAGAUAU